AUGCAAACUCCUGCAAGCCCCCAGCCCCAGCACCGAAGGGGCUGGGGCUGGGGGCUUGCAGGGGUUUGCACAUGCCCCAGCCCAUGCCUCUGCACCAUGAGGACCAACAUGGAGGCUCCAAGCUCCGUGCUUCUCACCUUCCACGCAAGGCCCAGACAAAGGCACCGCCGCGUCCGCAAACAGCGAGAGGGGGAGCGGUCACAAGGAGCAGGGAGAGCCGUGGAGAGGAGGCCUGCUGCGGAUGACGAUGCCCCGGCGGAGAGAGCCUGCGGAGGCGAAGUGCUCGAUGGCGGAGAAUCGGCGCGUCGCUAA
Messenger RNA from Knipowitschia caucasica, 312 nucleotides. The record is from the annotation of a GenBank genome assembly. Lineage: Eukaryota; Metazoa; Chordata; Actinopteri; Gobiiformes; Gobiidae.